AUGGGCACCCUCACGGCUUCCUCGACCGCGUCCAGCUUUCCGCUAGUAAAGUCCAAAUUCGGAGGCGCCAGCUAUGAGGAGGAAACGACUGAAACCCGCUCGAUGACGGACCGCAGCAGCCGAACGGACGCCAGUGGCCGGUCGGCGGCCCUCGAGAGGGCAUACGUGCACGACGUGUACGAAAACUGCGAGGAACCGAAUGGCCAGAUCCGCCCGAAGGUGGCCCAGUUCCUGGCGGGGCUCGAGCCGGGCUCGCUCGUGUGCGACGUCGGUUGCGGCAAUGGGCGCUACCUGUCCGGCUUCAACCCGCUGAUCUACACGAUCGGAGUCGAUCGGUGCUACCGGCUCACACAAGUCGCCCACGGGAAGGGUGGUGAAGUAGCGAUAUGUGAUAACCUGGAACUGCCAUUCCGAGACGAGUCGUUCGAUGCGGUCCUAUCGCUAGCAGUGGUGCAUCACUUCGCCACGACGGAGCGACGUGUCGGCGCCAUUCGGGAGCUGGCGCGCAUCCUACGGAUAGGGGGCCGCGUUAUCAUCACCGUGUGGGCGCUGGAGCAGCGGCACCGGCGGUUCGAGUCACAGGACGUGCUGGUUCCGUGGCAGCCGCCCCGCUCGAAGACCGGCGGCCUCUCGGACGACGAGGACGAUGACGACUUCCUGCCUCCCUAUCACGCCUACACCGAGGACUCGACCAACUCGAGCCGGUCGGCUGGCGACGGAGACAGUUCCAGCCUGUCGUCCUCCUCGCCCGGCGAAACGUGCUACAGCUUCGUGCGUCGUGCGAUCCAGAAAUUGGCCGGUAGCAAGCGCAGCCCGUGGUUCCUGGAGUCGUGGAGCUCGCGGGAAACCAAGCACGACAGCAGCCUUGACUAUGAGGACGCCAAGGAUUUGCCCAUCGAGCUGCGGCGCCUCGAGGAUUUCGACGACCUGCCGGAGCCGCCGCUGUCCGCUGGCCUCAAGAGCCGGAGUCUAGGUAGUAUACUAAAUCCACCACCAAAAACCAUAGUUAGAUCACGUUCAAGUGUACCAAGUUUAGGUGCUCAAAUGCCUGAAUCGAAAGUGCCGCCCCCGACCGCGGACCCGGCGCCGCCCGCGUCCCGCCGCCCAAAGCUAGUGAAACAGAAACAGUCGCUGUGCGACGAGGUGGACUAUAAGUUCUCCGAGUCCUCCGCCCAGGCCUACCGGGAGCACGUGCAGCGCAACGAGGCGCGCGGCCCGCUGCUGCGCAAGCAGAGCUCACUCAAUGAGGAGCUGAUGGCGGAGAGCCGGUUGCGCGAGAAGGAGCGCAUCCGCAAGCGCAUCCAGAAGCAGAUCUCGCUGAACGAGAGCUUCCUGUGCCGGUCGCUCUUCACAAAGCGCCUGCAGGUGAUCAAAGAAGGCUUCGCGACCAAGCUCAAAACCUCCACCGGCAGCCUGGAGCGGGUCACCAAGAACGGCUUCGUCAAGAUCAUACAGAACAUUAAGGCCGCCAGCCCGGCCAGUGCGUACCAUGGUGGCGCGCCCGGCGGCCACCAGCACCAUCACCAUCACCAUCAUCACCAUCACGGCCACCACGGCCACCACAACCAUCCGAACCACCAGCACCAUCCUCCACACCACCACCAUCACCACCAUCCGCACGGGCCGCCGCCCGGUCCCGGGGGCCGGUCGCCCUACUGCGCCUACGAUCCCAGCUGCUGCCCACCCGGCUGCUGCCCGGACUACGCCGGAUCCGGCUCUGGCUCCGGGAGCCGGUUCGGAGGUGCCUGUGGCCACCAUCGGCUGUCGCGCAACAAUUCCGCCAGCGGAAGUGGCACCAGCAGCAACGGCAGCACCGGUGGCAACGGCCUCGGUAGCGGUGGCGGCGGCGGCGGUGGCGGUGGCAGCAGCAGCGGCAGCAGCACCAACGACAAGCUGCUGGCCUCGAUGGGCACCAGCCAGGAUGAGGCGUCCAAGCCGAGGCGCCACUCGCGCGAAAGCGGUUCCGACAGUUUUCGUUCUACUUUCAUUAAACGACAACGUUUUGCGGAUUCGUCCAAAGACAGCAGUCUCCAGAGUGAUACCAGCAUCGAAUCGGAGGAUAGUUUUGCAUCUGUGAUCUAUAUUCCUAAACCAGACCAACAGCAACAAUCGCAACCACAGCAGCAGCAGCAGCUGUCGCAGGUGACACAACCGAACGGUGGCUGCAGUGGAAAUGGGGUAGCGAAUGGAGCGACGAACGGUGUGUGUAGUGGCGGAACCGGCAGCGGGGCGGAUUUCUUCAACACCGGCAACAGCAUGGGUCGCAUGCCUUCCUCAUCAGUGCCAACGUCACCACUGGUGAUGCCCUGUCCAACGCCAGCGCACUCACCGGCACCUCCGCGAACCAAAACGGGCAGCAGUGACACAACCCCGAACGGGUCCGAUGGCACAGGACUGCCGGGACUGCCGGUCGGUGACGGUACGGCCGCUCCGGCCACGGAAAGUACCAAGUUCACGUUCGAGGAAACCGUUGUGUUACCGUGGCAAAAGGAACAGCAACUGGCGGCCGGUCAUGCGAUCGAAACGAUCGGCACUGGCAGUGGGAGUGAGUCCACCGUGCCAACGUCCGCGUCCACACCGAACACCCUGACCAUCAGUAGUAGUUCCACCACUAGCACCACCACCACCACCACCACCAGUACCUGCUCAAGUAAGCCGGCGACGCAGGAGCGUACGACGUCGAGCAUCAGAACGCUGUUCAGUUCACCGCUAAAAUCGCAGAAGAUUACCCGGCAGCAGAUCAAGGAGCUGCCGCCCAUUCCCAAAUUCCGGCGCAGUGGCAACUAUCCCAUCCUACGUCGGCAGACCUCGGCGGCGGCUUCCACCGGUAGCUCGGCAUCGUCCGUACCGAUCCCGAAGCUGCUCUCGCUCGAGCUGUUCAAUCCGGAGACGGACGACCUGGACAGCGACUCGAGUGAACCGUCGUCGCCGGAUUCGAUCGACAGUGUCAUCAGUGCCCUGCGACCUUCGCUUUCACCCGCACCGGCCUCGUCGGUGGUGGCAAAAGUCGCGUCGGAGCUCGCCACCACCCUCAGCUCCUCAAUUCCUCCGCUGGUCGAAGCGGCCGCCGUCGUCGCACACAAACUCGAGGACGUCGUGGACAUGGCAAUACCGGAGCGUGUUGAAGCUUCCGCCACUUCCGCUGGUGGCGGUAAACCGAACCGAUGCAACGGUCUGCCGGAAGCGACACCUGCGACGACGAACCUAGCGGACGCGGAAGAGCUAGCGUCCCGGCAGCAUCUGGUGGACUUUGCCGAAAAGCUGAGCGCCCAGCUGCUGAAGGAGCUGGAAAACGAGAAGCAGCGCAACAGCGAAAGCUUCGACGAGGAUGACGACGUGUUCGGGGGGCCGGACGGUCGGGAGGCGCGGGUGGCGCAACCGAUCGUUACCGAUCCGUACCUGCGGAAGCUGAACGGUGACCUGCGCGAUCUGAACCAGCUGCGGGCGGAGUUGCGCGAACGGCGGCUAAUGCUGGCGAACCUAUCCAAUGUGGGGGGCACGGCGGGGGUUGGCAUGGGCGGCGUGGGUCAGUUCGGGGGCAGCAAUGACUCGUUGGGGCAGAGCUACGGCUCCUCGAUGGCUCCGAUCAUUCAGGAGGAAACGGACGACGAUGACGAUGAGGAUGAGGAGGAGUUCAAUGUGCUCGAAGAGCAACGCUGUGGGGGACAGCAGCGGGGUGCUGUCGAAGGGGAGGUGACGGCGGGUGUGGGGGUGGAAGGGGGUGCACCGAAGGUCGUGUCCAACAGUGUUAAGUGUAAGAAUCUCGCAGCGAAGUCGGUUGUGGACGAUUUCGUCAUCAUUCCCGAGCUGGAUGAGGACGACCCGGAGCUGUCCAACGAUACGGUGCUGUUGAUACAGGAGGACGACAGCUCGGAGGAGCAUCAGUGUCACACGGAAGCUGAUGCGAACCAGCAGCGUCCGGUUGUGGUCGGGCCGAGCGGCACGGGCAGCACCGGUACGAGCGAAACUCACCGGAGGCGUAGCAAGGUGAUCAGCUUUAAUGGCGCCAGUCAGCACCUGAGCCUACUCGCCGGGGCGGACUAUCUCCACGGCAGUAGCAGCAGUAGUAACAGCAGCGGCAAAGACAUCGGUGAGCGUCACAGCCGUUGGAACAGUCCACCGACGGCCAGUGCUAACGGUCCAGUGCCGACAACCACCGCACUAUCGUACCCUUCAACGAGUUCCACGUCCGGCCUUAUGGGAGCUGCCAGCAGCUCGUCCACCAGUGCGACGAUGCCUCCAGCGCCUGGCCAAGGCACCUGCAACGCACCAGGUCCUGCCGAACGGAAACCGCUUUCGGCCACCAAAAAGUCGUCGGUACCUUCCUUUGAAUCUCACGCCAGCGUCGACUCGUGGGCGCACUCGGCCAGCACGGCGUCGCUGGACAGUCCGUCGAUCGGGGGCUCCGCUACCCACCACCGGUACUACCACGUGUUCCGGGAGGGGGAACUGGAUGCCCUGAUCAACCACCACGUCACCAGUCUGCACAUCGUGUCGUCCUACUACGAGCGAGCGUCCUGGUGCGUCGUCGCGGAGAAGGUACACGUAUGGACCAUAUAG
This is a messenger RNA of Anopheles coustani, 4560 nucleotides long. RefSeq names its product serine-rich adhesin for platelets (gene fid). Lineage: Eukaryota; Metazoa; Arthropoda; Insecta; Diptera; Culicidae. The record is from RefSeq and is a predicted model, not a curated record. Gene Ontology annotation, cellular component: nucleus; cytoplasm. Bases 1 to 4560 code for a protein of 1519 amino acids. Gene Ontology annotation, molecular function: S-adenosylmethionine-dependent methyltransferase activity; tRNA binding. Gene Ontology annotation, biological process: tRNA wobble uridine modification. The transcript has 6 exons.